This is a messenger RNA of Rhodofomes roseus, 2273 nucleotides long. Its product is annotated as DNase I-like protein. Gene Ontology annotation, molecular function: phosphoric diester hydrolase activity; double-stranded DNA 3'-5' DNA exonuclease activity; DNA-(apurinic or apyrimidinic site) endonuclease activity. NCBI's taxonomy places the organism in Eukaryota, Fungi, Basidiomycota, Agaricomycetes, Polyporales, Fomitopsidaceae. The record is from RefSeq and is a predicted model, not a curated record. The coding region runs from base 192 to 2048 and encodes 618 amino acids. Gene Ontology annotation, cellular component: nucleus. The transcript is spliced from 6 exons. Gene Ontology annotation, biological process: base-excision repair.
CCGCUCAGUCGUUCACGCCAGCCACAACAACAGCCUGAGCCUCUACGCACGCUGCGUCCCAUCCAAAUGCUCUUCGCAUAGCUGAGUCUUCGAACGAAUUCCACUUCAAGAAUAUAUUCUUUACCUCUACACUGCUUGCACACGUAAAGGGGGGAUUGGGCACGUAAGACGCGCUGCUAUAGUCAGCGGCAAUGCGCGUUCUAUCGUGGAACAUAAAUGGAAUACGGACGUUGCCAAAGUAUCAUCCAUGGAAUACGUUCAAGUCCUGCGAGGAGAUUCUCGACGCGUUAAACGCGGAUAUAAUCUGCUUUCAGGAAAUGAAGUCGGCACGCGCAACGUUGCAGCGAGACGCAGCCCUGCCCGGACACUACCUCUCCCUUUUCUCCUUCCCACUAAACAAAGGAGGGUACAGCGGUGUUGCUGUGUACGCAAAUUCGCAGAAAGUGACGCCUCUUCGAGCGGAGGAAGGCCUCUCGGGGCUGCUUCAGCCCAACCCACCCUUGUCCGCGGAAGAACGCGUGUCGCCUGCGUAUCCGCGGCCCCACCACAUUGACCUCUACUCAGACGAGCAGACCGAUGCGCCAUCUAGCUUCGACGAGCUUGACGGCGAAGGUCGUGCUCUCAUGCUGGACUUUGGCCUGUUCGUUCUCAUCAACGUCUAUUGCCCUGCCGAGACAACCGAGACACGCCUGCCAUACAAGAUGAACUUUCACCUAAUGCUCCAGGAACGCGUGCGGAAACUCACAGAGGAGGAAGGCAGAGAGGUUAUGGUGCUGGGAGAUAUCAACGUUUCUGCGACACCUCUUGAUCACGCAGAGGGAAACCUUCCGAGCAACGCCGCGAGUUGGCACGACCAUCCUGCCCGAGAAUGGAUGCGGAAAUGGUUAGAACCAAAUGGUCCGAUGGUCGAUGCUAUACGGUUGUUCUGGCCAGACAGAAAGAACAUGUUCACGUGUUGGAACACGAGACUUCAGGCUCGAGAAACAAAUUACGGCGCCCGCAUAGACUACGUUCUCGUCACGCGCGGCCUGCUUCCAUGGAUUAAGCACGGAGAUAUCCAGGCUUCGCUCAAAGGCUCCGACCAUUGUCCCAUCUACGUGGAUUUGCAUGACGAGCUCGUGCUCGACUCAGGGGACAGAGUAAAGCUCUCGGAUGCGAUGAAGCAGAAGGAAGGUAUGCACCCUCCUAGGCUAGCCGCUAAACACUGGGAAGAGCUGGCCGGGAAGCAAACUAUGCUCUCUAGUUUCUUUGGCAAGCGCGGCGCACAGCAGUCGCCUCCUGCGGAGACAUCACCUCCCUCCGACGCCCCUGCAGCUCCUAUUCCUCCUUUGUCGCCGUCGCAGUCUUCGUCGACAACAUCGACAGGCACCUAUCCUUCUAAAGUCUCGAGUUCCCCUGCACCUUCGCAAAGUCAGUCCAAGAUCACGCCCAAAGCGAUUACCACGCGUCAGGCGCCCAGUGCCACGGCAGCGAAGAGGAAGGCGCCAGAAAAAAGCUCUGGAAGCUCAAAGAAAAGGAAAAUGCAGAACCCAUCUCAGCCCAACAUCUCUACGUUCUUCGGCAAGCCAUCCGCCUCGCCAUCGUCUUCAAAAGAAGUCAUCGUCGUAGAUGACGACGACUCCGAUCCCACUGCCUCGCUCGUGCACAACGCUGAAGUGACCGAGGACGACCAGAUUGACUCAGACUACCGGCUGGCCCGCGAGCUAUCGUUGUCCGAAGGAUCCGCGGUGGAGAACGAGCCAAGCGCGACGCCAUCCUCAUCGCAGAGCAAAUCAGCGUGGGCGGGGCUCUUCGCCCCAGUUAAGCCACCAACCUGCACCGUCCACAACGAGCCGACGAGGUUAUGGACCGUCAAUAAGCCUGGACCGAACAAAGGGAAGAAGUUCUACCUCUGCUCACGACCGGUUGGCCCUGGAUAUGACAAGGGCAAGGGCGAGCGCCUCCGCGAAGAAGUGAACCAUGAGUAUCGGUGCAAUUACUUCAAGUGGGCGAGCGAGGUCAAGAAAGAGGCUCUUGCUCGACAGCAGCUCAGAGGCAACGGGACUUGACGUCGAUCAUGCAUCACUGCAUCUAUGUACACACUCACAUGUAGUAACAAUACAUAAUACGGAACCGGAACACGGGAUGUGAUAGGGGAGGUGGCACAGGACCAGCGUUUUCAUUGUCCGUGGAGGGCGAGAAAAGAAAACAAGAUGGUGGAUGGUGGAUGCAAGGCAUCAUGCGCUCGGAUUCCGCAUCUGCUUCUUCGCGGUGCCAAUCGUCGUGUUGUUGAC